This is a messenger RNA of Lates calcarifer (barramundi perch), 3284 nucleotides long. RefSeq names its product S-antigen; retina and pineal gland (arrestin) b (gene sagb). Gene Ontology annotation, molecular function: G protein-coupled receptor binding. The coding region runs from base 1665 to 2828 and encodes 387 amino acids. Gene Ontology annotation, biological process: G protein-coupled receptor internalization; signal transduction. The transcript has 16 exons. The record is from RefSeq and is a predicted model, not a curated record. Lineage: Eukaryota; Metazoa; Chordata; Actinopteri; Centropomidae. Gene Ontology annotation, cellular component: photoreceptor inner segment; photoreceptor outer segment.
CAGUUUGAUCAGCUGUGUCGUCUAAUCCCCCCCCCACCCCCCACCUGUGUUCAGGUGUGUAACCUGCUGACAUCAGCAGACAGACUGCUGAGUCUGAGUGAUGGGAACUUAUCAGCUCAGCUGAGACUGAUCACGUGUGAUAUAACCUUCACAACAGCUGUGAGGCGUUCACUGACACAUCACAGCAGGUUGUUUCAGCCCUGGGCUGUGGUCUUGAUGUGGAUUUGGGUUUAAAAUCCCAAACCACUGGGCUGUGAUCAGAACUCUUCAGCCUGAUUCAGGUGUUCAAAAAUGAUCAGGAGUCGGCAGUGUCCAAGGCAGCAGAGUUUAUUUGUCAACAAAGAAACCUGAGAACCGUUCACAGUGCACACAAGAAAAACCAGAAAUGCCCCAAAACUGUACUGGCUCUGUCCCUCUUUUUAUACAGUUUUGUCUGUGACUUUCCACACCUCUCAGGUCAUUUUACUGGUCUGUCAAAUUUACACCAUUAAAACAUUGGGUCGUUUGGUCUCGGUCCUUCAUGUUCACAGAUACACGGAGUUAGCAUUAGUUUAUGUGUUUUAAUAUUUUACAGAUUUUAGUUUUGGACCAAACUGAGCUGAAACUUUACUGGACUCAGCAUCAACUGUGUCUUUAUGUUUUAAUCAUUACUGGAGCCUAGAGGUCAAAGGUGCAGGAGGUUCAUUUAGUUUAAUGUCAGAGCUGUGAUGAACCUGCAGGGGGUGCUCUCAGGACCCGAGACUGGUGGUUCCUCAGAACAGUCUGAACCCAAGGUCACUUAUCUGUUUGUUUGUUGGAGCUUUUGACAGUUUUACAUGGUCUUCAUCAGCAGGUGUAGCAGGUCCAACCAGGAUCAGGUCUCCUGCUCCAUCCUCCCCUCACUGUGAACAACAAGCGAACCACAACCUCAGACCACUUCAUGCUGCCCCAGUGUGAUCUGAAGGUCCUGGUCUGAUGAAGCCAACAGAACCACAUCACCUGCAUCCUGAGGUUCCUGAACCCAACACUCUCCUCAACCUUCAGAUCCAUGAAAAUCACAUGAUCAGAAAUCACAUGAGAACCUGUCUGACACCUGAGGACCUCUUACAAGGACCUGAAGACUCUCCUCAGCAGCUCAGGUCCCCCUCAGAGUCCGUCAUUCCCCCUCAGUGCCCCACAGAGUCCCUCAGUCCCCCUCAGUCCCCCUCAGAGUCCCUCAGGGGACUCGAUCAUAAGCCUUCUCCAAGUCCACAACACACAUGUAGACUGGACUCAUGCACAGAUUCACGGUUUGUUCCUGACUGGACCUGAACAGGAUCAGGACCUGGUUCAUGUUGUUUUAACUGACACGUUUCCCUGUUGUUUCACUGAUCCAUCCUGGGAGUUUUUACAGCUCAAUAUGAUGAAGCUGCUGAGGUCCACCUGAGUGUUAGUGUAGGAUUAUCUGAGUGUGUGUGUGUGUGUGUGUGUGUGUGUGUGUGUGUGUGUGUGUGUGUGUGUGUGUGUGUGUGUGUCAGUAAUGAGCAGCCUGCUGACCAGGCUGUGUGUGUGUCUGUUAUAAAUCCAGCUCAGUGAGUGUGAUCAGCUCAGUCUCUGUUCUGUCGAUAGAGGACCAGUUCACCUGUUUCUCCUCAGCUCGGACUUCACCUGCUCAUUCGUCCAGGUCCAGAAAACAGGAAGUCACCAUGAGUCCGAAACACGUCGUCUUCAAGAAAAUUUCCCGCGACAAGUCGGUGGCGGUCUACAUGGCCAAGAGAGACUUUGUGGAUCACUGCGACUUUGUGGAUCCAGUCGAUGGAGUGAUCGUGAUCGACCCGGCACAGCUGAAAGGAAAGAAAGUGUACGUGAUGCUGUCGUGCACGUUUCGGUAUGGGCGUCAGGACAUGGACGUGAUGGGCGUGGCCUUCAGGAGGGACCUGUUCCUGGUGACCCGGCAGGUUUACCCCGAGCUGCAGGACAAAGAGAAACUGACUCACACCAAGAUCCAGAAGAAGCUGCUGAAGAAGCUGGGAGACAACGCCUUCCCCUUCUUCUUCGAGUUUCCAGACAACCUGCCGUGUUCUGUGGCUCUGCAGCCUGGACCCUCUGAUGUCGGGAAGAAAUGUGCAGUGGAGUUUGAGGUGAAAGCUUUCUGUGCUGAACACCAGGAUGAAAAGAUCGACAAACAGAGCUCAGUUCGACUCAGCAUCCGGAAGAUCCAGUUCAGUCCAGAGAACAGCAAAGUGGUUCCAGUGACAGAGACCACCUUCGAGUUCCUGAUGUCGGAGAAACCUCUGCACAUCAAACUGAGCCUGCCCAAAGAGACAUUCUACCACGGUGAGCCGGUCAAAGUGAAUGUUGAGAUCACAAACUCGUCCAGCAGGAACGUCAAAGACAUCAGCAUGUCAGUCGAGCAGGUGACCAACGUGGUUCUUUACUCCAACGACAAAUACGUCAAAUCAGUGGCCAAAGAGGACACAACGGACUCAGUUCCAUCUGGGACCAGUCUGAAGAAGGACUACACCCUGUACCCUCUGCUGGCCUACAACAAAGACCGGAGAGGGAUCGCUCUGGACGGACGCCUCAAACACGAGGACACGAACCUUGCCUCAUCCACCAUUGUGAAGGACGAGGUGUUGAAGGAAGUCCAGGGGAUGCUGGUCUCCUAUAAGGUGGUGCUCAGGAUGAUCGCCUCAGGGACGAUCGGAUCCAGUGAGGUGUCUGUGGAGCUUCCUUUCAGGCUGAUGCAUCCUAAACCUGAACCAGCCAAAGAGAGUGAAUCAGACGACAUGGUGUUUGAGGAGUUUAAACGAGCGUACCUGAAGGGUGUGGUCUAUGGAGACGAUGACGAGUCUCCGACUGAGGCCUGAGGACAGAGUCUCUGCUAGUCUCAGACCUGAGGACAGACACAGUUUGGUCCAAACUCAUCUUGGUCUCUGGUGUUCAUGGUGUUUCCUGCAACCUGUAGGGGGUGCUGUGAGAAACCUGUAUGGACCAAACUGUGUGUGACUGAGGCUGCAGACGAUCAUCCAAUCACAGGAGCAGAAGUGACUGUAGAAGCUUGUUAACCUGCUGUAAUAAAGAGAAAAUAAGUGAUCCUGUCUUCAGCUGUGAAAACACAGAGUAGAACAGACCGAGGUUCUGUAGUUAGAUAUGUUUCUACUUUGUUUUCUUUACCACAGUUUUUGAUCCAUGUAUUACUGAGGUCAGAGGUCAGAGAGGAAACAGCUGUAACAGUGACAGAAGAAGCUAUAGUUAGUGAGUCAAUGCUGUUCAGUUUCCUCCUGCUCUGAAAUAAAACAAACACUCUGAUGCCAACAAAUGAA